UGGGGCCGCAGACUGCAGAGGAGGACAGAGGGAGCAGGCUGGGACGCGGCAGAAAGCGCACAGUCUGAUUGGAGCCGAGUUCUCUGCGUGUAUUUGAAAUAACACUUUCAUAUACGCAUAUAAUAACACCGGGACACCUGCAGCUUCAUUCUGCUUUCAUCGAGUCGACAGUAUGACUGGCAGCACCAUCGCCAGGGUGCUGGUUGCCCUGUGUAUCGGGAGCGCAGUGAACUGUAUGCCCAGAGGGACGCACAGGGAUCGGCGUCAGGCACGUCAGCAUCACGUCCCCUCAGUCUCUCAAGAGGGUUGUAUGGAGAAUGGUCAGUUCUAUGGAAUCAAUGAACAGUGGGAGCGGCAGUUUUUAGACAGCACUCUGGUCUGUACCUGCCAUGGAGUUGCAGGAAUCAAGUGUAAAAGCAAACCCCAAGAGGAAAGGUGCUACGAUAAAGUCAACGAGCGGUACUACACUGUGGGAGAAACUUAUGAGAGACCCAAGGACGGCAUGAUCUGGGACUGUACCUGUAUUGGAUCUGGGAAGGGCAAAAUCAGCUGCACCAUUGCCAAUCGCUGUCACGAGGGCGGGGCUUCAUAUAAGAUCGGUGACACCUGGAGGAGACCCCACGAGACAGGAGGCUACAUGCUGGAGUGUGUCUGUCUGGGUAACGGCAAAGGAGAGUGGGCCUGCAAACCUGUCGCUGAGCGCUGUUACGACAAUUCGGCGGGAACAUCGUAUGUUGUUGGGGAGACGUGGGAGAAGCCGUAUCAGGGAUGGAUGGUCAUGGACUGCACCUGUGUCGGAGAGGGAAAUGGACGCAUCACAUGUACCUCCAGAAAUCGCUGUAAUGACCAGGAUACUCUGUCCUCCUACCGUAUUGGAGAUACCUGGACCAAGACCGACGCCCGGGGUCACCUGCUCAAGUGUCUGUGCACGGGGAACGGCCGAGGGGAGUGGAAGUGCGAACGACAUGCCUCACUUCACACCACAGGCCUGGGCACCGGCUCCCGUGUUGUCACCAACAUCCACCCUGUGGUCUACCAGCCCGACGCUGUGCCCGAGCAUGCCCAGAAUGGAGCCUGCCAGACGGAGACGGGGCUGAUGUAUUCUGUCGGCCAGCGCUGGAUUAAGAAACAGGGAACUACGCAGAUGAUCUGUACCUGCCUUGGCACCGGGUCCAGCUGCAACCCAUGGGAUGGACCUGCUCCAGUAUACGGUGGCAACUCCGGUGGUCUGCCCUGUGUGUUCCCUUUUGUUUACAAGGGAAAGACCUACCACUCUUGUACCUCUGAUGGACGUGCUGACGGGCAGCUGUGGUGCUCCACCUCGUCUGACUUUGAGACAGAGCAGAAAUUUUCUUUCUGCACAGAGAAGAACGCAAUUGUGGCAACACGUGGCGGUAAUUCUAACGGUGCUCUCUGCCAGUUCCCCUUCCUCUACAAUGGCAGAAACUAUACCGACUGUACUGCAGAUGGACGAAGGGAUGGCAUGAAGUGGUGCGGCACCACAACGAACUAUGAUGACGAGCGGCGUUUCGGGUUCUGUCCCAUGGCGGCUCAUGAAGAGGUGUGCACAUCGAAUGAAGGGGCCAUGUACCGUGUAGGCGACCAGUGGGACAAGCGUCAUGAGGUUCUGGGUCACAUGAUGCGGUGUACCUGUGUUGGCAAUGGCAGAGGAGAAUGGAGCUGCAUUGCUUACUCCCAGCUAAACGAUCAGUGUAGCGUGGAUGGCUUGACAUACGAGGUUAACCAGACCUUCACCAAGCGGCACGAUGAGGGAUACAUGAUGAACUGCACCUGCUUUGGCCAAGGCCGUGGCCGCUGGAAGUGUGACGCCAUUGACCAGUGCCAGGAGCCAGAGACGAGAGCCUUUUAUCAGAUUGGAGACUCCUGGGAUAAAGUCAUCCAUGGACUCAUGUACAAGUGCUACUGCUAUGGCAAUGGUGUUGGAGAGCUGAGCUGCGAGCCCCAGCAGACGUACCCUGGUGGUCACCGUCCCGUCCAGGUGAUCAUCGCAGAAUCUGGAAACCAGCCAGACUCCCACCCUAUUCAGUGGAACGCCCAGCCGUCUGCACACAUCACCCAGUACAUCCUGAAAUGGAGAGUGAAAAACUCUCACAGCCCGUGGAGAGAGGUGGCCAUUCCUGGCCAUCUAAACUCAUACACCAUCUCUGGUCUGAAACCCGGCAUCACCUACGAGGGUCAGCUGAUCAGCGUGCUGCAUUUUGGACGCAAAGAGGUCACACGUUUUGACUUCACCACCACUUAUGGAUCCUUGGCUACAACACAAGGCGAGGCCACCCUUCCUCCACCUGUGGUUGACAUCUCAGAGUCUGUAACCGAAAUUACCUCCAGCAGCUUCGUCAUCUCCUGGGUUUCUGCCUCGGACACAGUUUCGGGUUUCAGAGUGGAGUACGAGCUCAUCGAGCAGGGACAAGGCACUGGACAACCCAUCGUUCUCGAUCUGCCCCGCACAGCUACCUCUGUGAACAUUAAUGAGCUUCUCCCUGGGAGGAAGUACACCGUUAACGUCUAUGAGGUUACUGAGGGAGGAGAGGACAAUCUCAUUCUUACUACUUCACAAACAACUGCACCGGAUGCUCCCAAGGAGCACGAAGUGGAGGAAGUAGGAGAUACAUCCAUCAUGAUCAGCUGGGAAAAACCGCUGGCUCCCAUCACUGGCUAUCGUGUGGUCUACACUCCAUCAGUAGAAGGUGAAAGCACAGAACUGAAUCUCCCUGAUACGGCAACGUCUGUGACUCUGAGUGACCUUCUACCCGGGAGCCUGUACAACAUCAGCAUCUACGCCAUUGAGGACACCCUGGAGAGUGAACCCAUCUUUGUACAAGUCAGCACCUCUGGAGAGCCACUGCCAGAUGAAGUGGAUUCCCCGAUCGACCUGCAGUUCUUUGAGGUGUCUGACAAAAAAAUCGUUCUGACUUGGUCCAGACCCUCUGGUGAAAUCUCAGGUUACCGGGUCACCGUGGUGCCCGUUGAUGAGUCUGGUUCUUCUCAGCCAGAGAUGAAUCUGCCCGUCAGUCAGAACGCCUACACUGAAGUGACGCAUCUACAGCCAGGAACACUGUACCGCUUCAGUGUCUACGCCAUUCAUAAUGGACACGAAAGUUUGCCACUUAUUGGAGAGCAAUCUACCAAGCCAGAUGCCCCCACAGACAUCCAUUUUGCCAAUGUGACCGAGGACAGCGCAGUGGUGCUAUGGUUUGCACCCCGUGCCAAAAUUACCGGCUACCGUCUCUUCCUCACUGUUGAGGGCUCCAACCCCAAGCAGCUGCGCCUGCCUGCCCGCCUCACCCAGUACACCCUCCUCAACCUGCAGCCAGAUACCGAAUACACGGUGACUCUGCACGCAGAGCAAGACAACACCAUGAGCGCGGGAGAGACGGCUUUGUUUACAACCACCCCAGCAAUGGGUAAUGCUCCUCAUUUCAACACUGAUGUGACUGAUUCCUCCAUUAUAAUCACCUGGACUCCAGUUCCUCGCGUUGGAUACAAGCUGACAGUACGGCCCAGUCAGGGUGGGGAAGCCCCGAGAGAUGUGACCUCUGACUCAGGAAGUAUCUACAUUUCCGGUCUGACUCCAGGAGUUGAGUACACCUACAGCGUCCAGCCGGUCAUUAAUGGAUACGAGCAGGGAACUCCGAUCACACGCCGCGUUGUCACACCUCUGUCUCCUCCUACCGAUCUCAAUCUGAAGCCUAACCCAGGCACCAGUGGUGUCACAGUGGAAUGGAAUGGAGCCAGUACUCCAGACAUCACUGGGUACAGAGUGACAUGCACUCCCACUGACGGACAACAAGGUAACAGUGUGGAGGAGUUUGUGGAAGCUGGUGAGAACUCCUGCACUCUGGAAAACCUGAGCCCUGGUGUGGAGUACAACAUCAGUGUUGUCGCUGUUAAAGAUGAGAUGGAGAGCACUCCGGUAUCGACUGUCAUUACACCAGAAGUACCACAGCUGACCGACCUCAGCUUUGAGGACGUGAGCGACACCACUAUCAGUCUUCGCUGGACACCGUUCAACACCAAAGCCGUCACUGGUUACAGGAUCACUGUGGUUGCAGCUGGCGAGAGCGUACCCAUCUUUGAAGACCAGGUGCUGCCCACAACUGGUCAGUACACGGUCUACGGACUGGAACCGGGCAUCGACUAUGACAUCAGCGUUACCACUCUGACGGAGAAUGGCGAGAGCGAGCCCACCACGCUCACUCAGCAGACCUCUGUGCCAGCUCCCACUGAUUUAGCCUUUGGGCAGGUUGGGCCAGACACCAUGGAGGUCACCUGGGUCUCUCCCCAAGUCCCAAACACUGCUGACAUUAACAAUUUCCUGAUCAGGUAUCAUCCCAUCGAUGAUGAAGAUGAGAUUACAGAGACCAGCGUAGGAGGGACGGCUAACAGUGUGGUGCUAAGAAAUUUGCUGCCCAACACCGAGUACCUGGUGAGCGUGAUGUGUGUUUAUGAGGAGAGGGAGAGCUCGCCUGUGGUCGGCACUCAGAAAACAGCUCUGGACUCACCCGUCAGCCUGCGCUUCUCUGAGAUCAUGACCAACUCCUUCACCAUCCACUGGUUAGCUCCCCAGAGCAAAAUCAGCGGCUACCGCAUCCGUUACCAGAUGGUCACGGGUGGGAGGUCCAAAGACGAGAGGCUGCCCCCAUCCAGGAACCACUUCACUCUGACUGGACUCACUCCUGACACAGAGUACUUGGUCAACAUCUUCGCCGUGAGCGGGACACAGGAGAGCCUGCCGCUCAGCGGGACACAGAAAACAAUCUCUGAUGCUCCCACUGACCUGGAGGUGCUAGACUCGAGCCCGACAUCCAUCACUGUCCGCUGGGCCGCUCCCCCAGUUACUGUGCGCUACUACAGGAUCACCCAUGGAGAGUCAGGUGGUCAUGGUAAUCCUAAGGAGUUCACGGUUCCUGGCUCUCAGUCCACCGCCACAAUCUCUAACCUGAAGCCUGGAACUGACUACACUAUUACUGUGUACGCUGUGACCGGCAGAGGAGACAGCCCUGCAUCCAGCAUCCCAAUCUAUGUCACUCAUAAGACAGGAGUCGACUCUCCCUCUGAGAUGGAGGUGACAGACGUGAAUGACAACAGCAUCACAGUAAGGUGGAGCCCCGCCACGGGCCCCAUCAAGGGUUACAGGGUGACUGGGGCUCCCAGAAAUGGACUGGGGCCAUCUUUUACCGAGGUGGUGGCUCCAGAUCAGACAGAAUUUACUUUCUCAGGCCUGAUGCCGACAUCGGAGUAUACAUUUAGUGUGGUUGCUCAAGUACAGGACGGAGAGAGCUCUCCACAGGUGGUGACUGCUUCAACAAAUGUAGACCGCCCCAAAGACCUGACCUUCUCAGAUGUUGAUUCAACCUCACUGCGGAUCACCUGGGACAGUCCCGAGGGAACGGUCACGUCUUACCGAGUGCUCUAUUCAAGUUCUGAGGAGGGGGAGAGAGAGCUGCUUCCUGCUCCCAGAGGAGACGCCGAGUCAGCCGCCAUCUACGGUCUCCAGCCCGGCACCGAAUACACUGUGAAGGUCAUUGCUCUGUACGAUGACACAGAGAGCACAGCGGUGGUUGGGACACAAGCUACAGCAAUCUCUUCUCCAACUAACCUCCAGUUCUCCCAGGUCAGCCCUACUUCUUUCAUUAUGCGCUGGGACAUGCCGGGUCAGGACAAUCAGCUAACAGGCCUCAGGGGCCUCACAGGCUACCGUGUGGUGGUAAACCCAAAGAACAAGAGCGGGCCUACCAAAGAGAUCAACCUGGCCCCAGACACCACUCAGGCACACAUUUCUGGGCUCAUGAUUGCAACCACCUAUGAAGUCAAUGUUUAUGCCCUGAAGAACUCUCUAACCAGCAGGCCCGUCCAGGGAGAGGUCACCACCCUGGAGAAUAUCAGCCCGCCUCGUCGUGUACGUAUCUCUGAUGUUAAUGAUUCCACCAUCACGCUGACAUGGCGGGCCAAGCCAGACCCCAUCACAGGUUUCCUGGUUGAGGCCACGCCCACCCACUCCUCUUCGGGCUACACACCCAUCCAAAACACCAUUAGCCCUGAUUUGCGCUUAUACACUAUUGCAGGUCUGGAGCCUGGCACCACUUAUAAGAUCAACAUCUAUACACUGAAAGGACAUGGGCGCAGUGUACCUUUCACACUCACAGCGACCACAGCUCAGCCUCUGGUCAUCCCACCUACAAAUAUUCGCUUCACUUCCCUGAAUCCGAACAGCAUUUCAUUCAUGUGGGAGCCGUCACGCAGCCCAGGUAUUACAGGCUACUACGUCACCUAUGAGGAGGCGGGUGGUCUGCCUCGAGAGGUCCUUCCUAGACCCCAUGCAGGCCAGGACUUUGUUACCAUCAAUGGUCUGAAACCAGGAACGGAGUAUGUCAUUAAGAUCGUAGCCCUGCAGAAUGCUUUGAGAAGCACACCGCUGGUGGGGAAAGCCAGAACCCAACCAGCUCCAGAUCCUCAGCUGUUGUUCCCCGAGCUGCCUCAGCUUCCUGUUCCUCAUCGCCCCACCACUGACAUUCUGGAUGUUCCCGAGUCCUUCGACGACAAAAUUUUUGACUCCAACCACGUCCACCUGGCUGGCACCAGCGGCCAGAGCCAGCCAGGCCAGCAGGGUCAGCACAUCUAUACAGAGUAUCAGGGUCUGGGCCCCAAUAAUGGAUUUGGCCCCUACAGUGGACCCAAAGAAGGCCAGAGACCCACUCUCAAAGAGCCCUUAAUUUAUAUUCCUGUGGCAGGCCCUGAUGGAAACAGAGUACCUUUGGUCAAGGUCAGCGAUGGCCCUCUGCCUGGUCUCGCGUUUGGUUUUUUUGACAGUGAAACAGAGAUUCCCCAAGAAGCUCAGACAAUCACAACCAUCUCCUGGAAUCCCAUCCCUCACACGACAGAGUACGAGGUGUCCUGUAAUCCUAUCACACACCUGGAGGAAGGAGGCUUCCAGAUGCGUCUCCCUGGCAACUCCACCAGCGCCACUCUGAUUGGACUGACGUCUGGAGCUUCCUAUAAUGUCAUUGUGGAGGCCAUGAAGGGUGGGGCUAAAGAGAAGGUUUUGGAGGAAGUCGUAACCGCUGGCGAUGCUGGUGGCAUCCCCAUCACCCCCAAACGGGAUGUCUGCUACGACACGUUCACACACAUCUACCAUGAAGUGGGCUCAGAGUGGGAGCGCAUGUCAGAGACGGGCUUCAAGCUGUGGUGCCGCUGCCUGGGGCUGGGCAGUGGGCAUUUUAGGUGUGAUUCAUCCAAGUGGUGCCAUGAUGGCGGCAAUAACUACCCUAUUGGAGAAAAGUGGGAUCGCCGCGGCGAGAAUGGUCACAUGAUGAGCUGCACCUGUCUGGGCAACGGCAAGGGAGAAUUCAAAUGUGAACCUCAUGAGUCGACAUGCUAUGACGAUGGAAAAAUGUACCAGGUCGGGAAUCAGUGGCAGAAGGAGUACCAGGGAGCCAUCUGUACCUGUACUUGCUAUGGAGGACUACAGGGCUGGCGAUGUGAGAACUGCAGGAGGCCAGGAGGACAGACUGAGCUGGAGGCUGACCUCCUCCAGCCUGUUCGCCCAGACGUCUUUCAUCGGUACAGAGAAAAUGCUCUUCGCAAACUGAACAUCCAGUGUCCGAUUGAAUGUUUGAGGCCGGAACUGCUUGCAGACGCUAUCAGCCCACAAGAGUAGAGACGAAAGGAGUACGAGUAAAGGAGGAUAAAGUGACGAGAUCCCUAACAGCGUCAGCAUCGCUUCAAGAAGGAAGCCCUCCCUCGCCUUUGUGAAAAGGAAAUAUUUCCGUCAGAUUUGUGCCUUAAUUUUUUUCCCACCAAAUUGUAGUGCCUUAACAACACUUUUCUACUCCAAUCCUUGUGCCUUUCAAAGACCUGUAGCAGCUUUCUUUGUGGGUUUGGAGCCACUUUUCUUUAACAGAAGCAGGGAUUUCUUCCAUCAGAUUAAUUUUAGAUACAAAAAUCUGUCAGAGCACGAAUCCUGCUGCUUCACCCCUUCAACGUUCAUUCCCCAAAUGUCCUGUUCUCUCUCUCUCACAAACACACACACACACACGCACAGACACGCGCACACAAGCAGUAUUGUUAUGUGUGUUUUGACUGUUGUAUUGGUGCUUUUGUUUUCAGAACAUUCCUCUUUCAAACACAGAAUGCAUUUAUGCAAAUCUCCAAAUGUUCCCUGAUGUCUGUAACCAUCUUUUGUUGCCAUAUCAGUUUUUUCAAAUGCAUUUAGAUAAUGGUGGAAUGCAUUUUGUGGGUCCUUCCAUAUCAGGAGAAAGAUGAAGAGCUGUUUUGCAAAGGCAGUUUCAAAGCCAUGCAAAAUAACUUUUUGCUCCUGUGGGUCAAUUUUAGUGACAUAUACAGAAAUGACCAUCACAAUCAGAUUAAAAUAAAACUGCUAUGACAGUUUUUAUUAGCGUGAAUCUGCAUUCUUUGUAGUGAAGUGUAAUUCCCUUUGUUACGAGGAAAGCACUCCUGUAAGUAUCCUGUGUAUAUCUGUGGUCAGUGUCCUGCUAGUUUGAAGAGCAGCUGAUCUUUUUAAAUGACAAAAAGAUUUGAAACAGCCUUUCUUUUAAAAGAUGAGCACUGUUACUUUUGAUGUGCUAUUGUGUCUGCUAUUAAUCUUUAAUUCACCAUGCAGACGGUCGUCAGCAAUAUGAGUACAAAUUAUAGAACCUAUAAAAAAUUAAAAAGUAAACCCAGAACUGGCUCACCUAAAAAUGUAAUGUUGUUGCAAAAAUAAGUCGGAGAAUUCACCAUAAUUUCCUAGUGGAUUACAUUUUAGUGUUUUUAUUUUUUAUUUCAAUUCUUUUAUUUAUCCCUUGUUAUUCAGGCAUUUUGUUCAGUGCUACUUUAGGGUGUACACUUUAUUUUUGAUUCAUUUGUUUUUUAUGUUGUUGGUGCCAGACUCUGAACUACUGUGGACUGAAUCUUUUUAAUAAACUGAUAAAAACACA
This is a messenger RNA of Oreochromis aureus, 8957 nucleotides long. RefSeq names its product fibronectin 1a (gene fn1a). Gene Ontology annotation, molecular function: integrin binding; proteoglycan binding. The coding region runs from base 173 to 7678 and encodes 2501 amino acids. Gene Ontology annotation, biological process: cell-substrate junction assembly; nervous system development; heart development. NCBI's taxonomy places the organism in Eukaryota, Metazoa, Chordata, Actinopteri, Cichliformes, Cichlidae. Gene Ontology annotation, cellular component: extracellular region. The transcript has 49 exons. The record is from RefSeq and is a predicted model, not a curated record.